CUCAUCCCUCCAUCAAUCACCUUUCCAAAUUUGAUUCGAUUCAACCCCCCAAAACAUCCACCUUCUCUCUAUUUAUAGUCCCCCCAAUUGUCACUAAUCUCUGCUGCUAAUCCUCUCACAGUUUCAGACACGUUUUGAGUCCCAACCAACCUAUCUCUCUCUGUCAUGGGUGUCUUUGGAGGAGCAAAGUUCGUGGUCAUUUCUCUACUUGUGAUUGACCAAGUGGUUGCAACGUUGGGACAUGCUAAGGGAAAGAGGGAAGAAACUGUCGACACCGGUUCCUGCGAUGCCUUCACAGGAACGUGGGUCCAUGACGGUUCAUACCCUCUCUAUGACCCAUCCCAGUGUCCCUUCCUAGAGAAGCAGUUCGACUGCCUUGAGAAUGGCAGGCUCGACAAAGGCUACCUCGAGUACAGAUGGAAGCCGGCGGGUGACUGCGACUUGCCGAGGUUCGACGGCCGACACUUUUUGUCGAGAUUGAGAGGGAAGAGGCUGAUGUUUGUGGGGGACUCGUUGAGCUUGAAUCAGUGGCAAUCCCUCGCUUGCAUGGUUCACACCGCGGUGCCCGAGGCCAAGUACACUCUGACAAGAGUUGCUGGGCUUUCGAACUUCUCAUUCCCAGAAUACGGAGUGCAGUUGUUGUUCUUCCGAGACCCGUUCCUGGUGGACAUAGUGAGCACGAGCACCGGGCGAGCUCUCAGGCUCGACUCUCUCCAGAGCGCCGAGAUUUGGGAGGGCGUUGAUGUGUUGAUAUUCAACUCGUGGCACUGGUGGCUUCAUGUUGGCAGGAAACAACCAUGGGAUUAUAUCCAAGAAGGGGAUAAGACGUAUAAAGACAUGAAUCGCUUGGUAGCCUACGAGAAAGCAUUGAACACUUGGGCCAAAUGGGUGGACUCCAGCGUCGACCCAUCGAAAACUACAAUCUUCUAUCAGGGAAUUUCCCCCGACCAUGCGAAUGCAAGCGACUGGGGGGAGCCAAAGGCCAAUGCCUGUCUCAACCAGACGCGUCCACUCGCCGUGUCGAGAUAUCCGGCCGGCCCAAACCCAGCGGAACUGGUGGUGGAGAGAGUGAUAAGGUCGAUGACAUACCCGGUCCAUCUACUUAAUGUCACGUAUCUCUCACAGCUCAGAAUAGAUGGACACCCAUCGAUGUAUGGCUUGGGAAGACGAAGGAUGUUGGAUUGCAGCCACUGGUGUCUUCCUGGAGUUCCUGAUACCUGGAAUGUGUUCCUUUAUCAGUCUCUUGUAGCUCAUAGCUUUUGAAUUAAUUUGUACAUCGCUAGAAUAAAUUCAAAUUCAGAUUUAAUUCA
Molecule: messenger RNA, 1310 nt
Organism: Syzygium oleosum
Lineage: Eukaryota; Viridiplantae; Streptophyta; Magnoliopsida; Myrtales; Myrtaceae
Product: protein trichome birefringence-like 43
Exons: 5
Coding region: 166-1263 (365 amino acids)
Cellular component (GO): Golgi apparatus
Molecular function (GO): O-acetyltransferase activity
Source: RefSeq, a predicted model, not a curated record